Molecule: messenger RNA, 1968 nt
Organism: Lonchura striata (white-rumped munia)
Lineage: Eukaryota; Metazoa; Chordata; Aves; Passeriformes; Estrildidae
Source: RefSeq, a predicted model, not a curated record
AUGUCAGCGCGCAGAGGCGCUGACCUCACCGCGCGGCCCCCGGAGGCGAUUGGCGGCCGCGGGGAGCGCCCGCGGAUUGGCGGCGCCGAACAAUGGGCGCGGGCGCGGAGCGGGGCGCACGCCCCGCGCGGUCCGGCCCGGAGCCGCACGACGGCGGCACUGACGGGGCGGCGGCCCCGCGCCCCGCGGCUCCUCCGCGCCCUGCGCCCCGGGCGGCCGCGGGACCCUCUGCCCCGCCCGCCGCGCUGCGCCUCGGCCCUGUGCGCGCAGGAGCGGCGGCAUCGUUUCGGCGUGCCGCUGGCAGGUGCCCGCGGGCGGGCUCGGCGGGACAGUUCCGGCGCCGCGCAGAGGAGCGUCUCCGCGGCGGACGGGAGGGGGCUGCGCGGCGGACGCCGGCUCGACGCUGCGCACCCGCGGAGCAGUUCCCUGCUGAGGCCCGUGUGCGGAAGAGCCAUCCCAACGGACCCGAACAGAACCGACCGCAUCGUCGGGGCGGCCGUCCCGGGCAGCAGCCCUCCUGGUCACAGCCUCUACUACCCCUUUGAGGACCCCAAGUGUCGAAAGCAAGCUCUUAAAUUUGUACAACAGCUGUGGGGGAAAGGAGGCUGGGUGGCAUUUGAAGCACCCAUGUCAGCAGGGAUGCACGUCACCAAGGGAUUUUGGUAUCUCUGCCUUCCCCUGUGUGUGCGAAGGUGCAAAGGUUUGGGUGAUGGGAACCUCUACAGCACCGUGGGGCACCACAGGUCCAUGCCUGGGCACCUGGCAGACAAGAGGGUGCAGAACGGUGACUUCAGUCUGAGCCAGAAUUCAGAGUCCUGGGCUGUAAUCCGCAUCAAGCCAGUUUCAAUAAGGAUUUGUGCAUCUGAAGUGUUGGCUGUAACCCUUUGCGGAAGCAGCGCGGGGGAGCCGCGCAAAGGCGGCCGCAGGAGGCUGGCGCCGGCGUCGGUGCUGCGGAGGUCCCAGAGCACCUUGGUGGUGGCAGAACACAACAAUGAGUCCCUCACACCCAUCACCCUCAACACCAUCACUGCAGCAAAGUGCUUGGGAGGGGAGGUUUCCUGCCUGGUGGCUGGUACCAGCUGUGACAAGGUAGCAUCAGAACUCAGCAAAGUGCAGGGUGUUGCAAAAGUUCUCGUGGCUCAGCAUGAUGUGUACAAGGGAUUUCUAGCAGAGGAGCUGACUCCGUUGAUUGUGGAAACUCAUAAAAAAUUUAAUUACACCCACAUUUGUGCCGGAGCAUCUGCCUUUGGGAAGAAUCUUAUUCCCAGAGUGGCUGGCAAGCUUGAUGUUGCCCCUGUUUCUGACAUUAUUGAAAUUAAGUCCCCAGAUACUUUUGUGAGAACUAUCUAUGCAGGAAAUAUUAUUUGCACAGUGCAGUGUGAUGAAGCAAUCAAAGUGUUUACUGUACGGGGAACGUCAUUUGAGGCUGCUCCAGUGAGUGGUGGUAAUGCCAGUGUAGAAAAGUUGACCCCCCCGCCACCCGUGGGUAUCUCCGAGUGGAUUGAGCAGAAGCUGACGAAGAGCGACCGGCCGGAGCUCACCAGUGCCAGGGUGGUUGUGUCAGGGGGAAGGGGCUUGAAGAGUGGUGAAAAUUUUAAGUUGCUGUAUGACCUUGCAGAUCAAUUGCAUGCUGCAGUUGGAGCUUCCCGUGCAGCUGUUGAUGCUGGCUUUGUUCCUAAUGACAUGCAAAUCGGACAGACGGGCAAAAUAGUAGCGCCAGAACUUUACAUUGCUGUGGGAAUAUCUGGAGCAAUCCAACACUUGGCCGGAAUGAAAGACAGCAAGACCAUUGUUGCUAUUAACAAGGACCCAGAAGCUCCAAUUUUCCAAGUGGCAGACUAUGGACUGGUAGCAGACUUAUUUCAGGCGGUGCCAGAGAUGACGAAGCUCCUGAAGAAGAAGUGAGUGCUGGUGACGGGACCUGGCACUGUGGAGUAAGAGCAAAUAAAGGAUUUUACUGGAAAGAGG